Molecule: messenger RNA, 2991 nt
Organism: Closterium sp. Naga37s-1
Lineage: Eukaryota; Viridiplantae; Streptophyta; Zygnematophyceae; Desmidiales; Closteriaceae
Source: the annotation of a GenBank genome assembly
AUGGCAGUUCGUGCUGCACGUGCUAUUAAUCUCCGGCCUCCUCGGCUUCUCCUCCGCGUUUCGUCUUCCUUUGCGACCCUCUGUCCUUUCAUCUCUGAGGCUCUCUCGCUCCGGCUCGCCCGAAUUCUGUUUCGCCCCUCGCUCUUCCUCUCUCGCUCCGGCUUAUCCUCUUCGCCCGUCUUCUGUUUCGCCUCUCGCUCUUCCUCUCUCUCUCCUUCGUCUAAGCCCCUCUCCCCGCACUUCAAUUCCUUCCGCCUCUCUGCCCUCUCUCCCAUCUCUCCGCCUCACCCCUCUCCCGCCUUCCCCUCACCCCUUCACCCCCUCGCCCCGCCAACAGUACCGCGCGCCAAACCUCCCGCCUCGUCCCCUCUCUACAUCGUCCGCCUCCGAUCCGCCCCCGUAGCCGCGCAAACUCUCGGCAUCGACGGCAUUUCCUUCUACGGCUCUUCUCCCGACGUCGCCCAAACCGCGGAAGCCGCCACUUCCGUCGGCGCAGCCAUGGCGGCACAGUUAACGGGGGCGGCGGCGGCGGCGGGGUCGCUUGGCGGCCGGUUGCGGCGGCCGCGGCGGUUCGACGCGCAAUCGAAUGUAGUGCGGAUGCUGGUGCGGUGGCUCGGGCAACAGCAGGAGCAGGUUGCUCGUGACGUCAGCUUGCCUGCUUCCGCCGUAGCGCACAGCUACCGUUACGUUACCAACGGGUUCGCCGCGACGCUCACUGCGGGCCAGAUCCGCCGGCUGCGCAACCAUCCGUCAGUUCUGUCGGUCCGUCCGAGCCAGCGCGUGUACAAGGCGUCCACCGACACGCCCACGUUCCUGCGCCUGCCCGGCUCGCUGUGGGCGGAGGCGGGCGGGCAGAGAAGCGCGGGGGAGGGAGUGGUGGUGGGGGUCGUGGAUACCGGCAUCUGGCCCGACCAUCCCUCGUUCGCUGACGAUGGCUCGUACGCUGCUCCGCCUGCCACGUGGCGCGGCACCUGCCAGACCUCCAAGGACUUCCCCCGCUGCAACCGCAAGCUCAUCGGCGCGCGCUACUUCGUCUCCGGCUUCCGCCAAGCCUACGGGCGCGAGAGCCUCUCCGCUGACUGGCUCUCCGCGCGCGACGCCGACGGCCACGGCACGUGGUGCGCCAGCGCCGCCGCCGGGAACGCCAACGUGAGCGUCGCGCUCGCGCGCGGGCAGACCGCGGGGCUCGCGAACGGAAUGGCUCCACGCGCGCGCGUCGCGAUGUACAAAGUGUUCUGGUCGAAUUACAAUUCCGGCGGUGUGACUGCCACGUGGGCGGACAUCGAGGCCGCCGUGAAUCGCGCCGUGGCGGACGGCGUGGAUGUGCUCAGCCUGUCGCUGGGCGGCCUAGAUCCCUCCGCGGAUUACUUCGACGACUUGCCCUAUUUCUAUGCCAACGCGGUAAACAACGGCUCUCGGCUCUCGGCUCUAGUACCAUCCGAUCUCCUUCUUUUGUGGACGAAGCGAUGCCACAGUACCACAACAUCCUCUCCCUCGCCUCCCUCUACCACCCAUCCCCACCACCACUCACUCCCCUCUCUCCUCCUUCGCCCCUCGUCGCCUCUUCCUCUCCUCCCCGCCUCCCAGGCGGGUACAGUGGUGGUGUAUGCAGCGGGCAACGAGGGGCCACCGCCGUACAGCUCAUCCAUGUAUCGCACCAUCUCCAACUUCUCGCCCUUCUACCUCACCGUUGGCGCCUCCACCAUCUCCCGCCGCUACCUCACCAACCUCACUCUCGCCGAUGGGACAGUCCUUACCCUAGAAGGGCUGGGAGGCGGGAGCGUGAACACCCAGAACGUGGGGAUCGUGGAUUCUGUCCUCGCUAAGAGCUCCUCCGUUACAAACUUCAAGGCGGUGUACUGCUACGGCUCGUCGCUCGACUCUGCUAAAGUCUCGGGGCGGAUCCUGGUUUGUCAGUAUGGCGGCGGGGCGACUCUUGAAACGAAAAUCAGAGAAGCAGUAGCACGGGGUGCUAGAGCACUGCUGGUCACGAACGUGCCUGAAAGUGCAAGAUACUACCUGCCCUAUGAUUCCCGCCUGCCCAUGAUGUAUGUCGACGCUGCUGCAGCCGCCACUAUCCGAACAUUCAUCAGGUCCCAGACCACCCCGACAGCCAGCCUUGCCGCCUCUUACGUAACAGAUCCCGCCGCUGCUGUAGCUCCGGUUACUGCAUCGUUCUCCUCUACAGGGCCAGUUGCCAAUCCCGACGUUGCCGUCGGCGCGACCUACCCGACCAAUGACGUCCUAAAGCCGGAUGUGAUUGCUCCCGGCGUGUCGCUCUGGGGGGCGUGGCGCGACUCGUCGCUCGCCACAAAAACAACUGCACGCUUCAACAUGAUUUCUGGAACAUCCAUGGCUACGCCGCACAUUGCCGGGAUUGCUGCGCUGCUCAUCCAACGGAAUCCCUCGUGGACUGCGCCGCAGGUCAUGUCUGCAUUGAUGACCACCGCCAGCACGACCAACAACCUCGGGAUUCCCAUCAGCACUUCUUCUGGAGCCCCUGCCUCUCCCUUUGACAUGGGUCAGGGGCAUGUGGACCCCGAGAGGCUUCUCGACCCAGGGCUGACCUACCCUGCCGCUCCUGCCCAUUACUUGAAUUUUCUCGCGGGGCAGAAUAUGACGAGGGCACGGCUACUUGUAUCGAGAAAUACGUCCCUGAAUGCUAUCCCUGCUUACAACCUCAACCGGCCACAGAUCUCGGUUUCGCGGCUGCGAGGCGUUGUGAAUGUGACGCGGUGGGUGGUGAACACGGCCACCGUUGUCUCAAAUUACACUGGAGAGGUGGUGCCUCCUUUUGGCGCGAGUGUGACUCUUUACCCACCCUCGUUUACGAUAGAGCCUGGAAAGACUCAGGUGUUCACAGUUGAGUUAAAGGCCACGGGUGUGUCCUCCGGCUUCUCGUUUGGUAGUUUGACGUGGAAGGAUGAGCUCGGGCAUUCCGUGCGAUCUGUGAUUGCUGUGCAACAGGCCCCUAGAUUCGUUUUGAGGUAG